GACAAGCGAUACUUUUCAGCGUGACCGUUUGUGAUGCCGAUUCCAUCUCUAACACCAACAAGAAAAAUAUGUAUAUUUAUAAUUAUAUGUAAAAAGGCAAAAGUCGCGUCGCACAAAGAUCGUCUUCUUUGUCUCGCUUGAAAAGUUGAGCGAGCGGAGUGAAACUGGAAUAUUUGUAGAGCGGCCCAGUAAACGCAACAAACAUGUCAACCACUCCCAAUUCGAACAGUAGUAGUAGCAAUAGCAACAAGCAGACCCUGCCCCAGAAGCAGGACACGUACAGCAGCGAUAGCAGCGAGGAGGGCAUCGAGACGGCCGAGGAACGGAGAAGGCGCAUCCUGAAGGAGCGUAGUCGUUUGAACCGACCUCAGCACAACAUGUCCGGCGGGGGAGCUGUGCCCAAGCACGACGGCAAGUCUCCGGGCGCCGCAUCACCCAGCUGCCAGGCAACGGGCUCCGGAGUGGGUCGCCCUUAUGCACAGCCACCUGAAAGGAUCUCCAUGCUCGUGGACGGCGUUCGGUUCUCGAUGGAGCAGUCCGUGCUUGCAGCCCAUCCCACCACGAUGCUGGGAACCAUGUUCGGCAGCGGCUUCCAGUUCGCGCAUGCCAACGAGCGUGGGGAGUACGACGUGGCCGACGGCAUCUCUCACUUGGUGUUCCGGGCCAUCCUGGAGUACUAUAAGACCGGCGUGAUCCGCUGCCCUCCCACUGUUUCGGUACCGGAACUAAAGGAAGCAUGUGAUUAUCUGCUCAUUCCCUUUGACGCCACCACCGUGCGCUGCCAGAACCUAAGAGGCCUUCUUCACGAAUUAAGCAACGAAGGAGCGCGACAGCAGUUCGAACUCUUUUUGGAGGACCUGAUUCUGCCGCUCAUGGUGGCUUCGGCGCAGCGAGGAGAUCGCGAGUGUCACGUUGUGGUGCUCCUUGAAGACGACAUGGUUGAGUGGGAUGAGGAGUUCCCGCCACAGAUGGGCGAGGAGUAUUGCCAGACUGUCCACAGCACUGCCAUGCACCGAUUUUUCAAAUACAUCGAAAACCGCGAUGUGGCCAAGCAGGUGAUGAAGGAUCGCGGGCUGAAGAAGAUCCGCUGCGGCAUAGAGGGGUACCCAACCCACAAGGAGAAGAUCCGAAGGCGUCCGGGCGGCCGGGCCGAGGUGAUUUACAGCUAUGUCCAGCGCCCGUUCAUUCACAUGUCCUGGGAGAAAGAGGAGGCGAAGAGUCGCCACGUAGAUUUCCAGUGUGUGAAAUCCAAGUCCGUAACGAAUCUCGCAGAAGCGAACGCCGAUCCGCCACUGGAAUUGGACGCAAGUGGAAAUCCUAUUCCUCCUAUCGCAGUGGUUAAUCCGCAUCCCAACAAUGCAGAGCUAGCCGUCGGCGUGGCCGUCGCCCCCGCAGCGAUGGGCAUUGCUGGUCCAGUAGCCGUGGUCGCCGUCGAUGAGGCAGCUGGAGGCGUUGUGAUGCUCAACGAGUUGGACCAGGCAGCGGCCGCUGGUGCCGCCGGCGUAAUAGAAGACAUGUAGAGCAACGGACCGCAUUGAAGGCGUAAACA
Molecule: messenger RNA, 1549 nt
Organism: Drosophila suzukii
Lineage: Eukaryota; Metazoa; Arthropoda; Insecta; Diptera; Drosophilidae
Gene: mri
Product: BTB/POZ domain-containing protein mrityu
Biological process (GO): positive regulation of phosphorylation
Cellular component (GO): cytoplasm
Molecular function (GO): protein binding
Source: RefSeq, a predicted model, not a curated record